UGCAGGGAGCAGCUGCUGGAGAAGGAUGAGGAGAUCUCUGAGCUCAAAGCCGAGAGGAACAACACCAGGCUACUGCUGGAGCAUCUGGAGUGCCUGGUGUCCAGACACGAGCGGUCCCUCCGCAUGACGGUGGUCAAGCGGCAGGCUCAGUCUCCUUCGGGAGUGUCCAGUGAGGUCGAGGUCCUCAAAGCGCUCAAGUCCUUGUUCGAGCACCAUAAAGCUCUCGAUGAGAAGGUAAGAGAGAGACUACGUGUGUCACUGGAGAGGGUGUCGGUCUUGGAGGAGGAGCUAACAGCAGCCAAUCAGGAGAUCUUGGCCUUAAGGGAACAAAAUGCUCACAUUCAGAGAAAAGUGGCAUGCGGGGACGGAGGAGAGGACCUCCUGGAUGGCACUGAAGCUCAACAGAUGCUCCACGGCAAGCGACUGUCCAACGGCUCUCUGGAGUCGACCCACGAGGAGAGCCAGGUGGUGGAGCUGCAGGAGCUGCUGGAGAAGCAGAACUACGAGCUGGCCCAGAUGAAGGAGCGCAUGAACUCCCUCUCCUCCCGGGUCUCCGAGGUGGAGAUGGAGCUGGAGACGGCCCGGAAAGACCUCAUCAAGUCGGAGGAGAUGAACAUCAAGUACCAGAGGGACAUCAAAGAGGCCAUGUGUCAGAAAGAGGACAUGGAGGAGCGCAUCGUGACUUUGGAGAAACGCUACCUGAGCGCCCAGCGAGAGUCCACCUCGGUGCACGACAUCAACGACAAACUGGAGAACGAGUUGGCCAACAAGGAGGCGUUCCUCAGACAGAUGGAGGAGAAGAACCGGCAGCUCCUGGAGAGGCUGGAGCUCGCCGAGCAGAAGCUCCAGCAGACCAUGAGGAAAGCGGAGACGCUGCCCGAGGUCGAGGCCGAGCUGGCACAGAGGAUAGCAGCCCUCACCAAGGCGGAGGAGCGUCACGGGAGCAUCGAGGAGCGAAUGAGGCACUUGGAAUGCCAGCUGGAGGAGAAGAACCAGGAGCUGCUCCGGGCCCGACAGAGAGAAAAGAUGAACGAGGAGCACAACAAGCGACUCUCGGACACGGUGGACCGACUCCUCACCGAGUCCAACGAGCGCCUCCAGCUCCACCUGAAGGAGAGGAUGGCGGCUCUGGAGGAGAAGAAUGUGUUAAUCCAAGACUCUGAAGGUUACAGGAAACAGUACGAAGAUUCAAUCCAUGAAAAGACUCAUCUGGCAGAGGAGAUCGACAAACUGAGAUCAGAGCUGGACCAAUUCAGAUUGAGGGCCGGCUCCCUCACAGAUCCCACCUUGUCACGGUCUCAUCUGGACUCGUCCACUGAGCUACGAUUCUCCUUGGGAUCGCUGGCUGAAACCCAGUCGGACCACUACCGCUCAGCCAAGGUCAUCCGGAGAACAAGGAGAGGUCGAAUGGGUCUGCGUGAAAGCAAGGCCAAGUCGCUGGGGGAGCACGAAUGGCGCUCGCAGCAACUCGGGGUGCUGGGAGGCCACCACUUCGAGAGCGACACGGAGAUGUCCGACAUCGACGACGACGACCGGGAGACGAUGUUCAGCUCCAUGGACAUGCUGUCGCCCGGCGGCCACUCGGACGCUCAGACUCUGGCCAUGAUGCUGCAGGAGCAGCUGGACGCCAUCAACAAGGAGAUCCGGCUGAUCCAGGAGGAGAAGGAGUCGACGGAGCUGCGGGAGGAGGAGAUCGAGAACCGGGUGGCCAGCGUCAGCCUGGAGGGCCUCAACCUGGCCCGAAUGCACCACCACGGAGCCUCCAUCACCGCCUCGGCCACCGCGUCCUCUUUGGCCUCGUCCUCGCCGCCCAGCGGACACUCCACCCCCAAACUUGAUCCCCGAAGCCCGGCCCGCGACAUGGAGCGCAUGGGGGUCAUGACGCUGCCCAGUGAUCUGAGGAAACACAGGAGAAAGAUCGCGGCGGUGGACGAGGACGGCCACGAGGACAAGGCCACCAUCAAGUGUGAGACGUCGCCCCCGACAACGCCACGCACCGUCCGGAUGACACACACACUGCCCGCCUCCUCGCACAAUGACGCACGGGGGACCGUGUCGUCUCUGGAGGCGGAGGCCAGCGCCCUGAGUAGUGUCGCCAGCAGCCAGGACUCCCUCUACAAGCAUCCCAAGAAGAAGGGCAUCAAAUCCUCCAUCGGGCGGCUUUUCGGCAAGAAGGAGAAGGGCAGGAUGGCGCAUAUGGCACACAGACACGUCAUGUUGGAUCCUCAAGCGACCAUGAUGGACCCAGACAUGGCGGGCCAGGACAUGGCGCUGGGCAAGCUGGGAACUCAGGCCGAGAAGGACCGCCGGUUGAAAAAGAAACACGAGCUGCUGGAGGAGGCCCGGAGGAGGGGCUUACCGUUCGCCCAGUGGGACGGCCCGACGGUGGUCGCCUGGCUGGAGCUGUGGUUGGGGAUGCCGGCCUGGUACGUGGCGGCGUGCCGCGCCAACGUGAAGAGCGGCGCCAUCAUGUCGGCCCUCUCCGACACCGAGAUCCAGAGGGAGAUCGGCAUCAGCAACCCUCUGCACCGCCUCAAGCUGCGCCUGGCCAUCCAGGAGAUGGUGUCCCUCACGAGCCCCUCGGCUCCGCCCACCUCCAGAACCCCGUCGGGCAAUGUAUGGGUGACCCAUGAGGAGAUGGAGACCAUGGCAGCCCCCUCCAAAACGAAGUCCGACUCUGAGGAGGGCAGCUGGGCUCAGACUCUGGCGUACGGCGACAUGAACCACGAGUGGAUCGGGAACGAGUGGCUGCCCAGUCUCGGACUACCUCAGUACCGCAGCUACUUCAUGGAGUGCCUGGUGGACGCACGCAUGCUGGACCACCUCACCAAGAAGGACCUGAGGGUGCACCUGAAAAUGGUGGACAGCUUCCACAGAAUCAGUUUACAGUACGGGAUCAUGGGCCUGAAGAAGCUCAACUACGACAGGAAGGAGCUGGAGAGGCGGCGGGAGCACAGCCAGCAGGAAAUGAGAGACGUUCUGGUGUGGAGUAACGAGCGGGUCAUCCGCUGGGUCCAGAGCAUCGGCCUGAGGGACUACGCCAACAUCUUGUUUGAGAGCGGCGUGCACGGAGCUCUGGUCGCCCUGGACGACAACUUUGACUACAGCAGCCUGGCGCUGCUCCUCCAGAUCCCCAACCAGAACACUCAGGCACGUCAGAUUCUGGAGCGAGAGUACAAUAACAUGCUGGCGCUGGGCACCGACAGGCGGCUGGACGAGUGUGACGACAAAGACUUCCGGGGUCCGUCGUGGAGGAGGCAGUUCCCGCCGCGAGACUUUCACGGUAUAAGUAUGAUGCCCGGCUCGGCCGAGACGCUCCCCGCCGGAUUCCGUCUCACCACCACGUCCGGUCACUCCAGGAGAUUGCCCCCCGAGGGUUCAGUUCUGAGUAGGAGGAAGAGGAGGAAGAAGAGCUGCGGGACGGGCCAACCUGCCGAGGAUCAAACGUUCUGAUGACACUGCCAAGAAGCCCUGCUCUCCUCUCUGACCCCCCCCCCCCCCCCCUAUAAUGUGGGCACCAGAUGCCGGUGCUAAACUGUCCUGCAGGCUGCCCCGUCGUCACCGUUUUUACAUGUACAGUAACUUGUGGGAGCAUAACGUACUGUGUGUUUCUUCUACAGGAGACGUGUAGGUUAUCUGUAAAUAAAUGCCAUUUUUUUAAUAUAUACACACAUCUGAUCUAUGUAUAAAAAGAUAUUCAGAGUUUGUGGAAGAAAAAAAAAACAAUUGUCCCUGCCGCCUCAUUUAGUGGUCCAUAGAUUAAUAUAUGCUGCUCUUUAAACUGUCUCCAUAUUACCCCACCGUCUCCAGAUCAUUUUGUACAUAUGGUUUUAUUUUUUCAUUGUGCUGAUGAUGACGAUGAUAAACCUGUGCUGCACCGUACAGAGAGGAAGAGACGAGAUGUGACCUGCCCUCUAGUGUACAACAACAACAACAAACUCCAUCCUCCUUUCUUGCGGAUCCUCCGUCAUACAGAGGAACACGUUAAGGGGAACAAUGAGAAGCACUUUGAUACGACCGCGUCAGCUCCACGGACUCUUUAGUAGCCGAAAAAACAGAUUUUACAAGACUCUCCGAAGUUUGCUCAAAACUUCUUCUCAGAGAACAAAAAAAAAAGAAAAAAAGAAGCAGGAUGACAUUCGUAGAGAACCUGUCAAUUGUUGUACUGUAUGUUCUGUCAAACACACAAAAGGACAAACACUCAGCCAAGCUGGCCUUCUCCCCCCCCCAACAGAGCAGAGGAAAUAUCUGAAAGACAGACUGCUUUAGCUCAUCGUGUGCGUAGACUGUGUCUGACAUGUUCAGUGAGGUGACAUGUGACGACCAACCUGUUGCUUGCUGUGACUCACGUCGUCGGUGUCGUUUGUUCCCGUCAGAGUUGCCAGGGCAACCUGCUGUGCAGCCCUGUUGUCUCUGAUGGACGACUCAUACAAAGUCUUACGCUUUUGAUUUUAGUUUUUACAUCUUCAAUUUGCACGAAUAAUGGAUUGUUUUAUUUUGUGCCCAUUUUUAUUGAUUUAUUUAUUUAUUACUUGUACUUUGGUCAAAAGCAAGUGGUGAGCAAGCAACAUUUUCAUUGUCAAUGAUAAAAAGAAAAAAUACUGUCAGUGAA
Pseudoliparis swirei is the source of this 4612-nucleotide messenger RNA. RefSeq names its product PTPRF interacting protein alpha 2 (gene ppfia2). The transcript is spliced from 28 exons. Gene Ontology annotation, molecular function: protein binding. Gene Ontology annotation, cellular component: presynaptic active zone. Gene Ontology annotation, biological process: synapse organization. Lineage: Eukaryota; Metazoa; Chordata; Actinopteri; Perciformes; Liparidae. Bases 124 to 3453 code for a protein of 1109 amino acids. The record is from RefSeq and is a predicted model, not a curated record.